AUGAAUUCGCCGAGAGAAGUUUCUCUUAGCAGCCGGUUCGGUGCACUAUCCAUCAAGGACGACACCAGCACAACCUCCACACAAGAUGAAGAUCAAGUGGUUUUCAGUCGGGCGAACAGCGUCAGUUCCCUGUCGACGUCAAUGAGCACCGCGCAAGUCACUAUGCGUGCAUCACAGAAGCCUUUCAUGAGAGCGCCAGAACUGUCGCCGAAGAAGAGGCAGGCCAGUCACAUGACCGAUCCUGCCACGCCUUCGCCAGACUCUAAGCGAGCAAGAGCCGUGAUGGAAAGACUCGGAGAAACAAUCAUGACGAUCAAGGAGUCCAGAUCGCCGGCUAGAUCCCCUUCUCCCAGUAGACAGUACUUCUUAACAAAAGAUUCUAACUUGACUCAAUUUGUAGGCUGGGAUGUUGAGGAUAGGGUGGCGGGCAUCGAGUCGCAGUUCAAGCAGGUCAAGGAGACGAUGGAUGUCAUGCUAUCUGACAAAGAGUUGAUGGACGAGAGAGUGGAGAUGUAUAAGAAGAGAAGCACAGUAUCGGAGCUCGAAACGGAACGAGAAAAGCUCGAGGACCGCAACGGCAACCUGCAAAAUGAGAUCGACAGCAUGCGCGAUCAGAUGCAGAAGCUGACGAUCGAAUCGGAAACGGCAAAGCGGAACCAAAAGUAUGAGCUCGAAGACGAGGCCCGAAAGCACCGUCAUGAGCUCGAUGAGCUGCGACGCGAGCUCAAAGACGAGACGCAGAGAACGGAAAAGAGCCACCGGGAGGCUUUGGAUGCUCUCGAGCGCCACUUCAAGGCCGAGCUCGACGAGGAGCGCAACCAAAAGUCAAAGGAAAUCCAGGAUCUCCGCAUGAGGCUCGGGCACGAGCAGCAAGACCUCCACGCCACCUUGGAGAAGAAGGACAGAGAAGCCGCCGACCUGAGGGCAGUGGUGGAAACGCUCAAGAGUGACCUGGACCGCGAACGAACGUUGAAGAAGGGCCUUGAGGCGAGCAUCUCGGAGCUCGGCGCCUCCAACGUCACUCUAGAGGCCAAGAUCAACUCUCUCAAAUCACACGUCGAGUUCCUCGAGUCCGACAGCAAGGCGCAAUCCGACUCGUUCGCCAACAUGGAAGCGAGACUCCAGGAAGCACUCAAGGCGGCGGAGGUGGCCAGGGAGAAGCUCAUCAAGGAAGAGAUGGAACGCCGCGUUCUCUUUAACAAGUACCAAGAGCUCAAGGGUAACAUCCGCGUCAUGUGCAGAGUACGCCCUGUGCUGAGCGCGUCGGAAGGCACGCCUGCAAAGGUGACGUUCCCCGACGAAAAGACGUCGGCCGAGAUUGCGCUGCAGACGCAGGAGGUCAACAGCUUUGGCGAUGUUUCGACGAAGAACAUCAACUUCGAGUUCGACCGUGUCUUUGACCCAACCGCGCAAAACCAAGACGUGUUUGAUGAGAUCUCCCAGCUCGUACAGAGCGCCCUCGACGGAUAUAACGUGUGCAUCUUUUGCUACGGCCAGACAGGAUCUGGUAAGACGCACACCAUGUCUUCAGCGGACGGCAUGAUCCCUCGCGCAACGCACAUGAUCUAUGACACGGUCACGAAGCUCAAGGAGAAGCAAUGGACGUACAAGAUGGAGGGCUCUUUCAUCGAAGUGUACAACGAGGAGCUCAAUGACCUGUUGACGCCCAACGGCCGCGAGUCGGACGGCGGCAAGGCGCGCAAGCUCGAGAUCCGACACGACGACGUGCGCAAGCAGACUUCGGUCCUCAACUGCAAGACGGUCUCGCUGGACUCUGCCGACACGGUGGAGUUGAUGCUUGCCGAGGCGCAGAACAACCGGUCGGUGGCAUCAACCAAGGCCAACGAGCGGUCGUCGCGGUCGCACAGCGUCUUCAUCCUGAAGCUGUCGGGGUUCAACUCUGCGACGGGAGAGCGAUGCGAGGGCACGCUGAACCUGGUGGACCUGGCUGGUUCGGAGCGUCUCAAGCACUCGCAAGCCGAGGGCGCCAGGAUGAAGGAGACACAGAACAUCAACAAGUCUCUGUCGUGCCUCGGGGAUGUGAUUGAGGCGCUCGGCAAGAAGAGCGGGCACAUCCCGUACCGCAAUUCUAAACUGACGCACUUGCUGCAGUACUCGCUCGGGGGCAACAGCAAGACGCUCAUGUUUGUGAUGGUCAGCCCGUUGGAGGCUCACCUCAAGGAGACAGUGACGAGUUUGCGUUUUGCUACCAAGGUUCAUAAUACCCAUAUCGGAACGGCCAAGGCUACGAAGAAGGCGUAG
Messenger RNA from Colletotrichum navitas, 2262 nucleotides. RefSeq names its product kinesin. Gene Ontology annotation, cellular component: microtubule cytoskeleton. The record is from RefSeq and is a predicted model, not a curated record. Gene Ontology annotation, molecular function: microtubule binding; microtubule motor activity; ATP binding. The coding region runs from base 1 to 2262 and encodes 753 amino acids. Lineage: Eukaryota; Fungi; Ascomycota; Sordariomycetes; Glomerellales; Glomerellaceae. Gene Ontology annotation, biological process: microtubule-based movement. The transcript is spliced from 3 exons.